AUGGAAAAGCACUUUGUCCCCUACAAGAACGAUAACGAGAAGCCAAAUCAGCCUGUGACUGACCCUGUGGACCGAGCCCCCGGGGUGGCGCAUGGCAGGGGCUGCGGGGACGGGGGCCCGGGGCAGCAGGCAGCCCUGGGACAGGUUCUCGCGGUGGCAGCCGGCUGUGUGGUCAGCGCCCCUCGGCCUGCCCUCGGCUACUGUGUGAUCCCUCCUCGUGACCCCGUGAGCCGGGCCGCGCCCGCCCAGGGUCGCGCAGUGCGGCCGUGGGUGCCGGGAAGGCUCGGGGGCAGACGGGCCGCGGCGACGACCACGCCGCUGGCCGGCGCCCCAAGCCCGCUGGAGGCCGACUCCGGAGCCCGAGGUGGACCCCGCACCCCAGCGCCCCCUGCUCCCCCGGCCCGGAGGCCAGCGCGCAGGCGCGGAGCCAGCCGGAAGUGGCUGCGCGGGGGCGGGCCCCCGCAUACAGUUGCGGCCCCCGUGACCCGCCCCCCGGCUCCUGAGCCAGAGGUGGUCUCCGCACCCGCACCCCGCCGACCCCGCCCCGAAGCCACGGGGGACGCCCGCCCAGUCCCCCGGGCCGCCGGGGACCCCCGCCCCACCCCCACCGGCCCCACUCCCCUGCGCCCCCGGUCUGCCGUGGAUCCCCACAUCCUGCUGCUGAUCAUCCCCCCGACCAGCAGGGAGUCCCCGCCGCCUCCGCCCACCGACCCUUCCGAGCCGCAGGCGCCCGACAGCCCGGCCCCGGAAGCCCCUCAGACCUGCCGAGGGCCCCUGCCUCUCCCGCCACUUUGUGCCCCAGCUGUGCCCCCGACGCCCCCUGGUGGCCCCCUGGCAACUUCCUGCCCUCCGCGGGGCGCCUCCGCCGGGCCCUGCCGUCCCUCGCCGACUCCCUGUGGAGGGGCUGCUGGUGUGGGGUCUGCUCCGGCCUCCUCACCCGCGGGGGUCCGGGCCCCCGCCUUGGGGUGCGGCCUGGGCCGCGCCGAGGUGAGCGUCACAGCCGGCAGGGGAGCCCCUCGACCCUGCUGGAGCCCCACUCCUUGGAGGGUCCGAACCCUCCGGACACUGGGCCAGAUAGACUUGGGGAACCGCCAGAAGAGGUGUCCAGUCUUAGACCCGGCGCGUAAAGCCAGGAGGACAGAUGGCUGGACGGAGGGUGGGUGGUCCCUGCGUCUAGGAGAGCAGAGGGUGCGGGGCUCGGGGCUCCCGGGGGGGGGACGCUGCAAGAACCAGACGUCCGCAGGCCACAGGCGGCGGCUGAACGAAGUGGCUUUCCGCCUCUCUGACCUGAGGCCGCCCAGCAGCAUUGCCCAGUGGCUGGUCUGUGGCCCCACCCCAGAGGUGCAGACCAGUAGCCUGCUAGAGCUGGUGAUGGAUGACAAAAAGUGCUCGCAGAAGGGGUUCCUGGGGAAGAAGCUAUCAGCACCGGGCCCCCCAGAGCACAAGCAGCCCUCAAUCCAGGGGAGCCCGGGGGCAGCCUGGAGACAGCCCACUGUGCAGAGCAGUGCCCAGCAGGGACCGCAAACGCAGGACUGGGUGAGCGAGCAGCCGGAGCUCCGGCGCCCGAGCCGCCACUGGAGCAUCAGCAUCGACGAGCGCCGGCGGCUGGCCAUGCUGGGCGGCCUGGAGAGGCCGGGCACCGGGACGAACGGCCACUACAGGCCCUGGGACACCGACCUCUGCGUGCAGAUAGGCUCGCGAUUGGGGGAGCAACCCAGGGGACCCUGGGAGCCAGUGGGGGGGUCUGGCGUGGCGGUCACGGGGCUUCCUGGAGGAGGCGAGCUGGCGGGCCAGCCGGCAGAGGGCCUCGUGUGA
Messenger RNA from Orycteropus afer afer, 1815 nucleotides. Lineage: Eukaryota; Metazoa; Chordata; Mammalia; Tubulidentata; Orycteropodidae. The record is from RefSeq and is a predicted model, not a curated record.